AUAUGCAACUUUCAAGUAACCUACAACAACUCGAAAAAUUAUUUGCCUCUCGAAUGGGGGCCUACGAGGAUAAGCUCAAAAAGGUGGCGAGUGAUUCUACAACAUUGCAUCCAGACUUCACGGCACUAUCAAAGGACUUUAACGAGUUUAAAUCGUUUGUAAUGGCUACUCUGUCAAACAUCAAAAGUCAAUUAGAAUUAAUCUCAUUAGGCUUGGAUCGGCAUGAAACUGCUAUGAGGAGGAAGGUUCUGUUGAUACAUGGAAUACCAGAAAAACAAAACGAAAAUCUGCAUAGCACCGUUCUUGCAUUGACCAACGACCAAUUGAAAUUGACAGAUUUUAAAACCGAUUGUGUUAGUGUUUGUCACAGACUUGGCGCCUCGCAGGGUAAACCUCGCCCAGUGUUAGUAAGAUUUAUGAAUAUCGAGUCACGUCAAGCAGUAUGGGACAGCAAGACUUCUUUAAAGGGCACGGGCGUCACUAUUUCUGAGUUCCUUACGAAAAUAAGGCAUGGUGUAUUUUUGUCAGCCCGAAAGCAUUUUGGCGUUCAACACUGUUGGUCAGCCGACGGUAAAAUAGUGUUAGUUCUACCUGAUAAAUCGCGUUAUAAGAUUGAAUCUCUGAAUGAACUACAGGCCCUUAUAAAGAAAUACCCAAUAAUAUGUACUGACACGGUAGAAUCAGCAGUGCAAGGGAAGCCGUCUACACUAAAACCUGCGGACGCGCAUGUGAAGACGAUAACUAAAAUGAACAGAAAAGGCCGGCGCUGAAAUUGACGUUUUAGGAUAAAUGGCAUAACAAUUUUAUUAUUUCUACUCCCAUACCAACGUUACAUAGUCGCUUAAUGUAUUUUACUGUUGUGUCUUGUGCUUGAACAUUUUGUUCGUUAUGUUCUAUUCUAUUUUGACACUAAUUCACUACGUAAUUUGUUUUGUAAAUUUUUGUUAGCCAUUUUAUUGUUUUAA
Messenger RNA from Bombyx mandarina (wild silkworm), 965 nucleotides. RefSeq lists its product as uncharacterized. NCBI's taxonomy places the organism in Eukaryota, Metazoa, Arthropoda, Insecta, Lepidoptera, Bombycidae. The record is from RefSeq and is a predicted model, not a curated record.